AUGGAUACUUCUGGUGCUUAUGGCGGCGGUAAGGCUGGUGGAGCUUUCGAUCCACAGGCAUUUAUUCAGAAGCCCACAGUAAUCGUCAGGGCGGUAUGUUGGCUGUUCAGCGUGAUUGUAAUGGGAUGUAUAUCAGACAAGGGCUGGUACGUCAAGAAGACUGAUAACGAGGAGUACUGUGUCUACAACGACGAUACUAACGCCUGCAAUUAUGGUGUCGGCAUAUCAGUUAUAGCGUUUAUAGCUUGCGUGGGUUUCAUCGUUGGGGAAUAUCUCUUUGAGCAGAUGUCGUCAGUGAAAACUAGGAAACAUUAUGUUCUUGCAGAUCUGGGCUUCUCUGGGUUCUGGGCUUUCCUGUACUUCGUGGGUUUCUGCUACUUGUCUAACGCCUGGGGCAAGACGGAAUUCCCGCCCAUGGGCACCGCUAACAACAUGCAAGGCGCUAUAGCUUUCUGUUUCUUCUCCAUUUUUGCUUGGGUGGCAUGUGCUUUCUUCGCGUUCCAACGGUUCCGAAUGGGUGCUGAAGCGGCGUUUGCUCCGGCCUACGAGGUAGAAGGCACUGUGGGUAGCCCGGGAGGAUUCCCUGCUUACCCGGGCGCGCCUGACCCCCAGCCCCCAUAUAGUGACCCCCCAUUCUCGCAGCAACAGUCUGGUAACGUCGAGUACACAGCCCCAACCUACUAA
Pieris macdunnoughi is the source of this 684-nucleotide messenger RNA. Lineage: Eukaryota; Metazoa; Arthropoda; Insecta; Lepidoptera; Pieridae. The record is from the annotation of a GenBank genome assembly.